Drosophila miranda is the source of this 396-nucleotide messenger RNA. Its product is annotated as protein new-glue 2-like. NCBI's taxonomy places the organism in Eukaryota, Metazoa, Arthropoda, Insecta, Diptera, Drosophilidae. The coding region runs from base 1 to 396 and encodes 131 amino acids. The record is from RefSeq and is a predicted model, not a curated record. The transcript has a single exon.
AUGCGCUUCUCAUUCGUUCUCCUCCUCGCGGUCCUCGGUUGCUUCUUGCUGGCCCGGGAGGGUGGUGCCACAGGCACCUCCACCACCGUGGCCUCCACCAGCAGCACCACCACCACCAGCUCCUCGGCCACCACCACCACCGCCGCGACGUCCACUGCCACCACAACAGUCGCUCCCUCCACCGCCACCACCACCGUGGCCUCCUCGACCUCGGACACGACCACGGCGUCGUCCUCCUCCUCGGGAUCGUCGGGCUCGGCAGCGGCCAGGCGUCGCAGACGUCGUCGUCUGGCUCGUCAGCGCCAGCGCCGUGAGCGCCAGAGGCAGCGCCAGACCCAGAGGCUCCGCAACCGGAUCCAGAACCAGCGCCGCGUGAUUAACCAGCUCGAAGGUUAA